AGGAGAAACUGUGCGUUUUGCAUUCAAGUCUCAGUUGUAAAGCAACUUUUAGGGUCAUCAAACGCUUUAUAGCGACCCUUUUGUAACUUUGCGCGUCAAAUAUAUUGAUUUGUGUAUCAAAAUGUCAAAAACACGUUAUUAAAAAGUGUUACGGAGUUGUUUCGUUGUGUUGUUGGAAUUUAAGUCGACAAAAAACUAUUUGGAAGUGGUUGCCGCGAGUUGUCACUGUAUUCAUGUACUAUGUCAUACAUCGGUAUCGACGUGUAAAUUCUGGUUAAGUUACAAAAGUAAGGUUUCAUCGAGCUUGUGUCGGUUAAAGUGAAACUAUGGUUUAUUCGUGAGGUGCGGUUUUAUUGCUGUUCGUUAAUUCAGUGCUGGAUAUGGAAGGAAUGCUUUGGAGGUGAAAAAUGUGCAAGAAUAUUUUCUACGUGAAAUCUGUCAGGAAAAAGUGGAGUACGAAAUAGAUCGGCACCAUGUCAAGCGGUGGUUGCUCCGGGCCAGGGGUAUGCGGGGGGGCGCGGCGUCGGCCCCCGCCCCCACCAGAGCCCGCACUCUCCCUCGCCGCGGACCUCAGCGAGCUGAGUCUGGACCAGGGCUACCACACGCUGGCGGACUGCGGCCCGCCCAGACGAAGAAGAGAUAAUACGCUCAGUGAUGCGCUCUGGUUGAAGAUCUUGUCUUAUUUAGAUAUAUCGGAGCUAUGCCGCAUGUCGCGUGUAUGCCGCCGCUGGGCGCGGUUCGCGUCAAGGCUGGCGGCGCAGCCGGAGCCAUGGCGGCGGGUACGCGCGGCCGGUGCACUGGAGCUGGCAGCGCGCUGCGCCGGCGCACGCGCGGGUCCCUGCGUCACCGCUGUAAGGGAGUGGCGGAUAAAAAAUUGUGUGGUGUCGGUAGCUGGGGCACAACUCCUGGCUGCGACGUUCAGGAAUCUGACUCACCUAGCGAUCACGGGCGCGACUAGUAUGGACGCCAGAGCACUCGCCCCUAUCGUCACUGAUCUGGUCGAUUUAAGGCAUCUUGAUCUUACGGGAUGUCCGAACGUCGACUGGCCAGAAUGGGCGUGGCUGGAGAGCCGGUUAGCAACGCGAAGGCCUCCCGUGGAAUACAUAGAUCUGACGGACUGCAGCGGCGUGAGUGACGCCGGUCUGUGCGCGUUGCUGCACACAUGCCCCUCACUGCAAUACCUCUACCUUAGACGGUGUACUCUAGUCACAGAUGCAGGCGUGCGAUGGAUCCCAUCGUACUGCGCGCUCAAGGAGCUGAGCGUAUCGGACUGUACGGGCGUCACUGACUUCGGCCUGUACGAGUUGGCCAAGCUAGGACCCGCGCUACGCUACCUCUCUGUUGCCAAGUGCUCGCAGGUGUCAGAUUCUGGUAUAAGAACAUUAACGCGCCGCUGCUACAAGCUGCGGUAUCUAAACGCACGCGGUUGCGGUGCAGUUGGAGACGACGGAGUAGAGGCGAUCGCGAGGGGCUGCUCGCGGCUGCGGGCGCUCGACCUCGGCGCUACUGAUGUCUCUGAAGCUGGAUUACAGAUCCUAGCACGUUGCUGUCCUAACCUAAAGAAGCUGGCUCUGCGCGGUUGCGAGCUGGUCGGUGACGACGGGCUGGAGGCGGUGGCGUACUACUGCCGCGGCCUCACGCAGCUCAAUAUACAGGACACACCCGUCACGCUGCGCGGAUAUCGCGCCGUCAAGAAGUACUGCAAGCGCUGCGUCAUUGAACACACCAAUCCUGGCUUCUGUUGAUGGCGUAUGCAUAGGCUCAAGUGGUUGUGGUACUACAGAAUCGAACACAUCAGCCCGGCUUUUGUUAAUAAAAAGUGCAUUCUCUAAAGUGGGUGGGACGGCAGUAGACUAGGACAAUGCAUGGUGAAUUGUAAGUCGUCCGCGGCAUGUUUUAUAAGGAUGUGCAUAAAAUAAGUGAUGGUUCUGGUUGCAGGGUGAGACACAAAAGUGUGACAGACCUUACAAUAUAAAGAUAAAGAUGUACACACAUUGAAAGUAAGUGUUAUUGUACAAAUAUUA
Messenger RNA from Papilio machaon (common yellow swallowtail), 2024 nucleotides. RefSeq names its product F-box/LRR-repeat protein 7 (gene Fbxl7). The transcript is spliced from 8 exons. Gene Ontology annotation, cellular component: SCF ubiquitin ligase complex. Bases 474 to 1745 code for a protein of 423 amino acids. NCBI's taxonomy places the organism in Eukaryota, Metazoa, Arthropoda, Insecta, Lepidoptera, Papilionidae. Gene Ontology annotation, molecular function: protein binding. The record is from RefSeq and is a predicted model, not a curated record. Gene Ontology annotation, biological process: SCF-dependent proteasomal ubiquitin-dependent protein catabolic process.